This is a messenger RNA of Peromyscus californicus insignis, 1167 nucleotides long. RefSeq names its product serpin family B member 11 (gene Serpinb11). Gene Ontology annotation, biological process: negative regulation of endopeptidase activity. NCBI's taxonomy places the organism in Eukaryota, Metazoa, Chordata, Mammalia, Rodentia, Cricetidae. The transcript has 7 exons. The record is from RefSeq and is a predicted model, not a curated record. Gene Ontology annotation, molecular function: serine-type endopeptidase inhibitor activity. The coding region runs from base 1 to 1167 and encodes 388 amino acids.
AUGAACCCCAUCACCACAGCAAAUGCUGAAUUUUGCCUUGAUGUAUUCAAAGAGCUGAGUAGUAGCAAUGUGGGAGAAAACAUCUUCUUUUCUCCACUCUCUAUGUUCUAUGCUCUAAGCAUGCUCCUUCUGGGUGCCAGAGGCAAGAGUGCUGAGCAAAUGGAAAAGGUGCUCCACUAUGACAACUUUUCAGAAUUCUUAAAACCAAAGAUGACAGACUCUUCUGAGUGCAGCCAUGGCGGAAGGAUGCAUUCUAAGUUUGGAGCCCUGCUAUCCCAAAUCAACCAACCAAAUUCCCUCAGCAUUGCCAAUAGAAUCUAUGGGACGAAGGCGAUAACAUUCCACAAGCAAUAUCUAAGAUGUUCUGAGAAACUGUUCCAAGCCAAGCUGCAAACUGUUGAUUUUGAACUGUCUACAGAAGAGACAAGGAAAAGUAUUAAUGCUUGGGUUGAAAAUAAAACUAAUGGAAAAGUCACAAACCUAUUUGGAAAGGGUACAAUUGACCCCUCCUCUGUCAUGGUCCUAGUGAGUGCCAUAUAUUUCAAGGGACAAUGGAAAAAUAAGUUUGAGAAAAGAGAGACUGUGAAGGCUCCCUUUCAUAUAAGUGUGGGUAAAAGUGCAGUUGUGGACAUGAUGUUCCAGACUGGAAUGUUUAAACUGGCCUUCAUAAGGGAGCCACAGAUGCAAGUCCUUGAGCUUCCCUAUGCCAACAACAAGCUAAAAAUGAUCAUCCUGCUUCCAGGGGGCACAGCCAAUGUAAACCAGAUAGAAAAACACCUGAAUGUGAAGAUGCUUCAAGAGUGGACCAACUCUUCUAACAUGGUGGAAAGAGAAGUGGAUGUUCACAUCCCCAAAUUCAAUCUCGCAGUGAAAUAUGACCUAAACUCGCUCUUGAAAUCCCUAGGGAUGAGGGACAUCUUCAGCGUGGGCAAAGCUGAUCUCUCUGGGAUGUCGCCAGACAAAGGCCUAUAUUUAUCCACGGUCGUUCACAAGUCCUAUGUGGAUGUCAAUGAAGAAGGCACCGAGGCAGCAGCGGCCACUGGGGAGAGUGUGGCUGUGAAACGACUUCCUGUCACAGUUCAGUUCACAGCAAAUUGUCCCUUCCUCUUCACUAUCCAGGAUGAGUCUGACAAUAUUUUAUUUGCUGGCAAGUUUGCCUCUCCAUAG